Molecule: messenger RNA, 3894 nt
Organism: Zerene cesonia (dogface butterfly)
Lineage: Eukaryota; Metazoa; Arthropoda; Insecta; Lepidoptera; Pieridae
Gene: Ada2b
Product: transcriptional adapter 2B
Exons: 10
Coding region: 76-1404 (442 amino acids)
Biological process (GO): chromatin remodeling; regulation of transcription by RNA polymerase II
Cellular component (GO): nucleus; SAGA-type complex
Molecular function (GO): transcription coactivator activity; zinc ion binding; chromatin binding
Source: RefSeq, a predicted model, not a curated record
AUAUGGCUGCCGCGUAGUUGACGAAAAACUGCCAAAGUUUGUUAGCAAAUUUUUAUUUAAUGCUUUAGUUUUAAGAUGUCUUUUUCUGAUUUAUAUGCGAAAUAUAAUUGUACCUAUUGCCAAGAAGAAAUAAACGGUGUACGAGUAAGAUGUGCAGAGUGUAAAGACUUUGAUAUUUGUUUGCAGUGUUUUUCACUUGGUGCUGAAAUCGGCCCACAUAAAAAUGAUCAUUCCUAUCAAUUUAUGGACGCUGGCGCAUUUGGUAUAUUCUUGGGACGCAAUAAUUGGUCAGCCAACGAAGAAGUAAGAUUACUAGAUGCAAUAGAACAAUUUGGGUUUGGGAAUUGGGAGGAUAUAGCUAAGCAUAUAGAAACACGGACACCAGAAGAAGCCAAAGAUGAAUAUAUAGCAAGGUACCUGGAAGGUAGCAUAGGUCGAGCAACAUGGGGAAAUGUGGAAAGCACCAGUCGACCUUCCUUGCACUGUCCAGAUAAAGACCAAGGGCCCCUCAGUCCUAGUGCUGUUUCACGCCUUCCACCUUUAUCAAUUUCUGCCGAUGAAGCAGCUCAACUUGGAUAUAUGUCAAAUAGGGAUGACUUUGAAAGAGAGCAUGAUCAUGAAGCAGAACAGUUAAUAUCAACAUUGUCACUCAAUCCAGAAGAUGAUGAGCUUGAUGUUGCCCUCAAGUUAUCCCAAGUGGAUAUAUACACCCGGAGGCUUCGUGAGAGAACAAGAAGAAAAAGGCUUGUAAGGGAUUUUCAACUCGUUUCUGUUUUCUUUAAUAACCAACGCAACAAACAAAAGACAUUGGGAAAACUCGCCAAAGAGAAGAAGGAGUUCACGGAGCGGCUCCGCUGGACGGCGCAGUUCUACGGGCGCGCGGAGCACACGGCGGUGGUGGCGGGGCUGUGGCGCGAGCGCGAGCUGCGCGUGCGGCUGGCGGAGCUGCACCGCUACCGGCUGGCGGGCGUCACGCGGCUGGAGGAGUGCGCGCACUACGAGCAGCACGCGCACCACCGCCGGCACACCGGCCACGCCGACGUGAGAAUGCGACUGGGCAGCAGUGGGUGUCUGGACACACAGACAAAAGAGCAAACGCAGACCGCGCAGCAGCAAAGAAAAAAAGACGUCGAAAGCGUCUCAAGUUCCACCAGCCCAAGGUGCACACGGGACGGAAGUACCGCAUGUGGCUGCUCCAGAAGGAGCUGCUGCAGCGCCGCCGCGCCGCACCAGAGACAGCUGCUCAACACUAACGAGGCUCAGUUAUGCAAUACGCUCAGUCUAGCCCCAGCUCAAUAUAUCACACUCAAGGGCAUGCUCCUGCGCCGACCGGCAACGCCGCACUGCGAACUGGACCACGCGCUAAAGCAUUACCUCCACGCCGCUGGUUGGAUACGAAAUUAACAUCAACAUAAGGAUGAAAAAUCACCGUGAAAAAUUUGGACAUGUGAAAAAUGACAGGGAAUCCCUGUUAUAUUUUGGUACAAGUGAAAAAUAACAGAUGACUGUCUUUGCACUAUAAAUCAACUCAUUUCUGUGUGAUUUGAAAGUGAUAUGAAUAUCGCAUGUAUAAAUCAAUUGUGAAAUAUCUAUAUGUCUAUCUAUAAACGAACAUUGUGUGUAGUAUGUGAAACAUUACUGAGUGAGUGAAAGUUUAAUCUAUCGUGAAACCCGUGCGUGGAAACUAUGGGUUUUAGAAAUCAUUUUACCUUGAAAUCGCAUUGUAAAAAUAUUGGACUUGAUGAAAAAUUAAUUUGUAUGGAUCAGAUACAAUCAGUAAUCUGUCAAUUACUUUAUUUUAUAAUUGUUUGAUGCCCUAAAAACGAGGUAAAUGUAUGUAUAUGUAUUUGAAAACUAAACAGUGCCUAUACACCAUAGAUUGGCACUUAACUUAAAGUGCGUUGCAUACGCGAACGUAAACGUGCAUUACUAAACCAUAGCUCAUCAUUUUUGCUUGUAAGCUGUUAGUGCCAUCUUUGGCUAAGAUAUAGAUGCCCUUGGUGUAUAUUACUUUCACUAGAAUUUCAUGACUUAUAUUAAUUACAUUAGGUCAACUCUAAUAUUUAUUUAAAAUGGCUUGUUAAUCUUGAAUAAAACUUCUGGGUCAUUAGAAAAAAGACGCAUGCAUAAUAUAAUUUCAGUUUAAAUGAAUCAAUAUAAAUAAUAAUUAAAUAUUUGUUUGUUCCUAUAUAACAGGAAAUUUUAGCACAUAUUUAUUUUCGAUUUUUCAUCGAUUAUGUAGGCACUAUUUGUAAAUAUAGUAAUAUGGUUUCAUAAUAUUUUAAAUCUCAUGCAGAGAAGUAAGAAAUUUACUUGAAUAUUAUUUUGAUUAUAGACAAUUGAUUUUGAUUCUAGCAACAACAACAUUGCAACAACUCUUCAAAGCUCUUUCUUUUACAGGCACUAUUUUAAUAUAUGUGUAAAAUUAAUUUUAUUAGCUAUGGUUACGUCUACUUGGUGGUCUACUUGGCCAAAAACAUAGAAACUCAGUAUUUAAAUUACUAAUAAGUAGUGAAUGUAUAAAAUUGAUAUUUUUAAUUGUCUAGGCUGUUAUAUAAGUAUUUAGAUACCUCAUUUCACAAGAAGAAUCAUAGAAUUCUCAACUAAUUUGUAUUAGUUAAUUAAAUAUUGUACAUAUAAAGUAUAUUGUAAUUUUCAUGUCUUUUUGUUUGUAUGUUAUCUAUUUAUAGAAUAUUAAGUUAAAAUACCUUAUCAUUGUAUGAGAUAUAUCUCUUGGGUUUAAAUGUUGAAAGUUGUGUAGUACAUAAAAAGACAUUACCUAAAUAUUUAAAUAGAGUUAAACGGUUGAUUCAAUAUGAUUAUGUAAAAUUAAAAAAAAAACAUUUAAUAGGAUGCAUGUUGGCUCAUAUAUUAUAAUAUGUAUAAUAUUUUAGUUAUGUUGUGAUUAUCAUAUGAUUGGGUUUCAAUGAUCUCUUUAAGUGUCACUAUUGCCGUUUUUUGUAUUUAUAGUUUCAAGUUAUAUUAUGCUAAGCUUAAGCAAGAGAGUCCCGGGAUUUCAUUCUGCGCACCCCAUUCCUGUAGUGUUUGCAAGAUAAAAAACUAUGUCCUUUUGGUACAUUAGUUCCCGAGAUUAGCGCGUUCAAACAAACGAACUUUUCAACAUAAUAUAUUAGUUUAAAUAUGCGCUUUUAUAUAAAGCAGUGUAAUGCAAUAGUGAGUUAAUAUUAACAAGAAAAAUUUAGGCCUAUUGUCCACUGAUGCGUCACAUGACUAAUGCAUGCAACCUACAAAUGGCGAUAUGCGUUUUUUACAUAUUUAUUAUGUCCAAGAUCACGUAUCACGCUACAAAAACUUAUUUUUUCUCUUUCGAGAGUUGGUCGAGUUGUAGUAGCGUGCAGCUGGGUGACACAGUUAUGAUUAUUCCUAUUAUUAAGCAAGAUGCAACUAUUCAUUUUGCAAUCGUCAAUUGAGGGAGUGUGCGCAUGAUGAGCCUAUUACGUGGACAAUAGGCCAUAAACUGCCAUCUCUAUUCAAUGAUGUAUAUUGGAAAGCGAGAGAGAAAUAUCCUUUGAACAUUUCUGGAUGUCUUAUAAAGUGUCACAAAUGUAAAAAUAAAUAAGGUGUAGUUUAAUUAGCUAUCCACUACAGACGUGUCUAAACAGUAGGGAUUUCUAUGUUAUGGGUACUUAAUACAAUGGCUACUUUUAACAUGUAAUUUAUAACUUUGGCAAAAAAAUUGUUUUGGGUAAAAACAAAGAUAUACAUAAUACAAAUAUUCGAAUGUUCUAAAAUUAAUUUGAUAUCGUUAGUAUUCGUAGGUAUAAUAGAAUGAAUGAUGACAUUUAAAUCGAUUUACAGCCUUAUCCUGUACAUAUGUUUAAAGUACAAUAUAUUAAAAUGUCAUUUUUAGGUUAUAAUAAAUAUAAUGAGUAU